UGAUGGCCGCUGGCCGUCGAGGCCAAGAGGGGGCUGCCAAAUCGAUGAAGGACGCCGUGCAGUCGAAGAAGAGAAAGAGGAAGGCAACGACACCAGCUCCUCCUCCGCCGAAGAAGGGCAAAGUCCUUCGACAGACUUCCAUGAUAGAGACCUUCGAUCCGGCGUGGCAACGAGAGUUUUCGAACGAGUUCCUGCAGUGGUGGUACGUGAGCGGGAUUCCAUUCGAGGCAGCGAGGAGGCCGGAGWACCAGCGAGUGMGGAAGCGGUUGCUCGAGUGUCCGYCGUAUACACAUCCURCGUUGCCCACGCACCGUCUCAUUUYCGGCGACGGUAUUCCACAGCAGCAGYGAGUUGUGGCGGAGAUGGUGGCGGYCAUCCGCAAGGAYAUUGCGGCGACGGGAGCGACCAUCCUCACGGAUGGUCGCAAGUCCAUCACUAGCGACCAGAUCGUCAACUUCCUUGCCGCUGGGCCCACGGGAGCCUACCUUUUCAKGAYUGUGCAGCCCGACGGUGYUGUCCAGGAGACAGCCGAGGUGGUGGUGGAGCGAUGGAAGGAYGUGUUCGACAACUUCGGUGUCGAAAACGUCAACGYCAUUUGCACGGMUUCUGCGUCCGCGUAUGUGGCUGCAUCCAAGCUCCUAGCGAAGGAGGAGGUUAAGUACAGUCGCAUUACUUGGCUUYCGUGUGCGGUCCAUGUCUGCAACUUGUUGUUGUCAGACAUUGCGAAGGACGGCACACCCGGGAAGCUUGGGAAGAGGGAGGACACCAUCAUCAGGGCUCGAGCAGUCGUGCGGUUCAUCAGAGAGCACGGGGCGGCUCUCAGCCUUUACCGACGGUUCUCUGCCGCCCACCCCUCUUCCGCCUCCGCAGCUGCGGCCAGUUCCAGCGCUGCGCCAUCCUCGUCUCAGUGGCGAGGCAGAGAGCUUGUGUACACCGCACAGACGAGGUUUGCUACCCACUACUUGAUGCUCGAGAGGUUGUUGGAUCGUCGCCGAGCGUUGGAGGCGUUGAUGAUGAGCGACGACUGGUUGCGGACUGCAUGGAGGAGGUCCAUUUUCUUGCAGGCCAGGUGGGUGCGUCAUCAGGUGCGGUACGCGCCAUUUUGGGAGCACGUGGAGGACAUCGUGGAGCUCAUGACGCCUGUGAUGCAGCUGUUACGCCGUCUGGACAGAGGGGGGCGCGUGAUGACUCGCAUGUGGUCGUGGGCACUUGCCAUGGUYGAYAGGGUGGCRAGGGCGAGACUGGACAGRACGYCGAGGGAGGAGCUCAACAUCGUUGUUCAGGCUUGUCAGGCGCGGGCCGAUCAUAUGUUGGAGCCYGCACAUUGCAUCGCCCACCUCCUCAACCCUCGCCACAKGAGCAUCACGUUUUUUGGAGCGGCRAGGCGCAYSGCGCACRAUAAGACCCUCRCGGACGAGUCGCUGCGAUACCUUCGCCAGCAGACUKGSGGAGAUGAGGACUUGUAUCARAYGCUGCGCACACAGUUGGMUGAGYUUCUUAGCCGGGAGGGCGAUUGGAYGUACGGAGGGGUUGAGGGUGACAGAGACGCGGCCUCCUGCAGAGGGGAGAMGGAGACGUCRCAGGUGGGGCAGUGGUGGGUUCAGCACGGGGACGGGGUCCCUCUCCUUCAGACUUACGCCAUUCGCCURACACACACAUGGACGUGCGCCUCUCCAGCGGAGAGGAACUGGGCYGUCCAUGARCGUGUUCAGSUGAAGAAGCGUAACCARCUUGGUUUUAUCAAGCUGGCUCGUUUGGUGGAGAUAUCCACCAACUUGAGAUUGAGUCGUUGUCAGGGGAGGGGUUCAGGGUACGUUCCGCCAUGGGAGGACGCUGAGGAGGAGACAGAGGACAACAUUCCUCCGCCUCGUGGCGAGGGUGUUCGGCCAGCUGGCCGAGUCACGGAGGCACAACGCGAGCAGCAGGUGCAGCGCGGGCGGAAGGAUCGCCUUUCCAAGGCUCCGCCCAGCGUCGAGACAUAUUUUGGUCGUCGCGCCACGGUGCUCAUGCCGACUGAGUUGCACGCCAUGUACGAUCCCCAGCCGGAUCCUAUGGCUCAGGACCCGAUGGAGGCGGAGCCGUGGUCCGAUCCAGACGACCUGGCAGUGGAGUCUGAGCCCGGAGAUUCUGAUGAUGGUGGYGACGAUGUUUCUCUCGCCGAGAUGUUGCGUCCUCGGACGCGUGCUUCCACUGCAUCYGYUGYGCAGCAUCCUCCUCCCCCUCCACCUCCGCCCCCGAGUGCGCGUCCUUCCACUGCAUCYGCUGCGCAACAUCCACCUCCCCCUCCACCUCCGCCCYCGAGUGCGCGURCUUCCAYUGCAGCCGCUGCGCAGCAUCCCCCUCCACCUCCACCUCCGCCUUSGAGUGGUCGUGCUCCCACUGGAGCCRCUGCGWAGCAUCCCCCUCUACCUACAGAUCGUCCAGGACAUGGCGAGCAGGGGACUCGCGAGAUUGUUGAYGAGCGAGACGACGACGACGACGAUGAUAGAGAGGGGUACGAGGGCAGCAKUGAGGACGAGGAUGAUCGCGCCUAUUCCCCGAGACGCGGACGUGGUGACGACGACGACGACRACGACGAGGGCGGCGAUGGUACACAGGCUGCWGGUGGUUUGCGGAGGUCGUAUCGACAUCGUGCCGACCGAUGCAGUGGUGCWGGCAAGGGAGACAGCGGUGCAGGCAGGGGUGUGGGGGGCGCAGGACACACAGGGGGUGCGGGCCGUGGUGACGGAGGACGGGCGAGGCGAGAGUYUGCAUCCUCCACUCGCACUGUGCACUGGGUUGAUGAGGGUGCCRCGACAGGAGAGGUUGGCGACGGGUCGGCAGAGUUUGCUGCUGCGUCGGCAGAGGCCRCUGCAGAGGCYGCUCCCUCCGCUGGAGAGUUCGCAGCGGCGUCUGAGGAGGUCGCAGGGGGCUUUGCARAGGUUGCUGGCGAGGCUGCGCAGGUUGGGAGGGCUUCUGYGCAGUUGGGUGUCAGUUUYAGUGGUAUUCUUGAUGUUUCGUUGGGGCUUCCUCCGACACCGGCAGGCRAGCRUGGCAGUGGUGACGCAGCGGCUAYGCCCGUCAGUCAGAUACUCCRGGAUGUACCUUCAUGCARCAUGGGUGACAUCAGUAGCARCAUGUUGCAGGAGGCMGCAGUGGGGACACAGGGUUCGUCGGGGCAGGAGGAGUUUGCAGCAGGGGACGGUGGGGAUUGUCGACCUGAGCAGGAGYGAGCGCCAGAGUUGSAGCARRACAGGAUYGACCGCGAGGAGARGGAGAGRGCGCACGACUUGACUAGCCGUUGCGAGAUGACACAGAGUAUUGCGUCGAGGGCACGGGCAGAGCGGAUGCUCGAGACGGGCGGUGGUGAGGGUCAUCGUGCGACCGACGAUGCAGUGCUUGAGUGUGGAGGCRCGGGCGCCGGGGAUGCAGGCGAGAGASCCGCGUCGCUGGUUCAGGGUGUUUGUAUAUUGCCUAUCGGUGGAGCCAUGACGGCGGGGGAGUUGGAGCGGCAGGCAGGAGUCGUUUUGGAGUCCGGUACCGAUGAUUUGGAGAUGCCUCGUGGCCAGCGGAGGAGGGCUUCCAUGUACGACCUUCUUCGAGCACAGCACGGGGUUGACGCGGCGCCACAGGGGGGGGUUCAUGCUCCGGAUACUGUGCACGGGCCGGUAGGCGGCACAGGUGGCGGCGGCGGUGUCAGAGGUGCGGUGCCUCAGAGGAGGAAGGACAUUGCGGACGACGAUGGUGUUUAGGCUCAGACCAAGAAGGUGAGGGUUGCCAACUCGUUCAAAUGCGAAAUGCGCAAUCCGAUGAAGGCCAGCCCGUACUCCGACAAGCCGUGCGACAACAAUCUGUACGUCAGCGAUUCCGACGUCGCGUCCCGAACGUUCAACCAGGGAUUCCGAAUCAUUGACAUGUUCCUCGGCAACUGCAUCAAGAUCUACAUCGGCUCCGCACAGUACAAGGAUGGCAGCAACUACAAUCGCGGCAAAUCCAACUCGAAGUCGUGUGYCAUGGUGGAGACCGACGAUCACUUCAUCUGAGAGAGAACGACAAGUCUCGCCUUGUGCGCUCAGGCAAAGCGUUCUUCGUUCACGCGCCUGGUAAUAUCCUGCCCGCCCAAGAAGAGC
Molecule: messenger RNA, 4109 nt
Organism: Chara braunii
Lineage: Eukaryota; Viridiplantae; Streptophyta; Charophyceae; Charales; Characeae
Source: the annotation of a GenBank genome assembly